AUGACAUGGAGACGCAAAGGAAUCUUGGACUCUGUCGGAAUGUGCUCAAAAAAGCGUUCAGCUGUAGCAUCCUUCCGGCACCUAGCUGCCAUGCCACCUGAAGGAAGCACGAGGGCUGGGAUACUGCCAGGUUGCCCAAGCCUAGACAGGGGAAAUCGAGAUGCAGAGAUCAGAUUCAAACCACGGAUCUUUCGGCCAGUAAAUUCGCGCUCUAACCACUUGGGUCAUCUCGCUCUCUUUGGAGGGAUCUCUCUUGAAAGAGUAGAGUCCUACAAAGAGUAUGCGAACAUGAGUAGAACAGAGAAUAUUGGUGGAUCGAGUGUACUUACUGGCAAACGAAUCAGCCGGAAUAGCAAGGGGAUGGUGUCCAACGAACCGGUCAAAUGGGAAGGGUGUCAUGACGCAAAAAAACAAAACGAAGAGAUGGACAACAAAACUUGA
Molecule: messenger RNA, 441 nt
Organism: Opisthorchis viverrini
Lineage: Eukaryota; Metazoa; Platyhelminthes; Trematoda; Opisthorchiida; Opisthorchiidae
Exons: 2
Coding region: 1-441 (146 amino acids)
Source: RefSeq, a predicted model, not a curated record